Molecule: messenger RNA, 1989 nt
Organism: Cladocopium goreaui
Lineage: Eukaryota; Dinophyceae; Suessiales; Symbiodiniaceae
Source: the annotation of a GenBank genome assembly
AUGGCUGUUGCUCCGGGCUUGGGAAAGCUGGUGGUUUUGGCGGUGGGUUUCCAGUUGAUCUGCUGCCAAUGCUUUGAUCAAUUUGGGACGGACGUGGUGACAGAUGCCAUGCCCUUGGGUUUUUCGAUGUUGGAGACGCCGGAGCCCAGUCCGUUUUCCCUGGAUGUCUACCACUUUCACUGCGGCUAUGCUCCUGUGAAGUCGGAAGCGGAGUGCAUGGGGCCAGAGAAUGGGCAUUGUCGAGCAGGGACCAAGUGCUACAUCAAGGACAAUGCCAAAACCAAGGAAAUUUACGCCUCUUGUUGCUGCAAUCGAACCGACACCCCAGUCGACAUGAUUGAACGAAGCUCUAGCGAUUGGUCGUGCUUUGCUUCGUAUGUGGAUUCGCCAAGUGAGACUCAUGGAAAAACGCCCUUCUGCGAUAUUCUCUGCUGUCGGAGGCCGGGUGUCAGCCGAAGCUGCCACGGAAACAAGCCCAUUUGUUGCAAUGCAGAGGUUGAGAGCUGCGGCAUUACACUUCAGGGAGAGCCUUGCUGUGCAGCCUAUCACGAAGAGGCCAAGGCGACGUGUUGCCACGAUGUGGGCACCACCUGCUGGUCAAGCCCAGCUUCCUGGAUAGUGGUUCCUUUUCUGCCGGGUACGCCCUGCUGCCUGGAACAUCUUCCAGAUGUGACAUGCGUUUCGCAAUCGAACUGUAGCAAGGGCUUUGGCGGCGCUCUGGGAUGGAGCGGUGCUUCAGUUCUUGCCGCCGCAGGCUGUCAAGCUUUUUUCUACAUGAAAGGAAGUGGAGCUGACUUGCUUCCAGGGCGGAGGUGGUGUUGGUGUUUGAAGAUGACGGCUCCAGCUCUGUGCUUGUUUUUCGCACUUCACGCGGUGGUCUAUAUGAACUUCCUGCACAUUUGGGAAAAAGUGACUCCUGCUCAGACUGCCAGAGUAUGUGUUUGGUGGGCAAUGUGGAGCUUGCUAGCGAUGCAGGCAACUGUUUGUGUCUUUGUCAAGCUCUUACGUGCACGUCAACGCCACAAUCAGCCACCUGCUCCUGCACUGGCUCGCUUCCCACCAAAUCGGACAGGUGUCCGCGUUGCAAUCCUCAUCAACAUCGAGGACUAUUUGAAUCGAGGGAUCUGGCCUCGGGUCUAUGAUCGAAGCUUUCAGGAACUUGUAUCUCAACAUCAACAGAACGAUUGGCAGGUGUUCCCGUGGUACGACUUGAAGAAGAACGACGUUGAAUCCAUGCUUGGUCAGGUUGAACCGCACGUUCGUGGAGCGAAUGGGCCCAUUAUUCGGUUACAUAUCUCCUGCCAUGCUCAGUUUGUAUAUGGCUGCCCGCAAUUCCUACCAGCAGAUGCCGGCGGGUGGCGUGAUGGAGUGCCAAUCUUGCCACUAGUGAAGAACUUAAGCAGUAUCGAUGGCUGCAGGAAUGCCCGCAUUCAUGUGACUCUCAAUGGCUGCAUGGACAUUCCUGGAUGGCGUGAGAGGCUUUGGUGGGGGUGUUGGCUUGGGUGGAAUCAGGAUGACUUCCGAAUUUCCCCUCGAAGGCAUUUGCUCCCGAAGAGCGAGGCGCAGGCGUGGAUCCUUCUUCCUUGUCACCCAGGGCGCCGAGUACCUGGAGAUGAGGAGCAUGGUGGCAUCUUCACACGGAAGAUCUUGAGAGUUCUGAGAGACCACCUUGGAGAUGAUGACUUUCAAUUUGAGGAGUAUUACGACGAAAUCAUUGCCGCCUUGAGGACAACAGAGGACGGGGUGAGGUUUAACCCAUACCUGAUUACUACUGGCAACACGAGUCCAAACACUGCAGCGAACCAGAACAAUGUCCAACCUCAGCAUGAAGAGAUACCGCAUCGGCCUUCCCAAGAGACAGCUGGAAGCGUUGAGACUCAAAGCACGGCCACCUCCUCGCUCCGACCCUCUCAGGACCCUGAAGCUGCAUGCUACACCGGGCCAUGCCCGGAGCCCGAAACCACUGGCGAGAUGAAGCCGAGCAAUUGA